CCAGCCGUGAGUCACGGCCGUGACGCAGACAGAGAGAAGGACAAGGCGCAGCAUCCUCUCCAUCCUCCAUAGCACAAGAACGACUGACAAAAGAGGGGCGAAGAAAUCGCGAUUUUGAGGCUUGUUAUCAGGCCCAAUCACAUAAACAGAAUGACUAAAGAGGAAACUUCUGAGGUGGAAGAGGCCCAGCCGGCCUCUGAGUUCAUCAGCCCUGUUCAUGAACCCCGCAAGAAACCCAUGGUGCAUCCUUCUGCACAAGCUCCACUGCCCAAGGACUAUGCAUUUACCUUCUUUGAUCCAAAUGAUCCGGCCUGCUUGGAGAUUCUCACAGACCCUCGGACCACCAUCCCAGAAUUGUUCGCCAUUAUUCGCCAAUGGGUUCCACAAGUUCAACACAAGAUCGACAUCAUAGGCACUGAGAUUUUAAAGCGAGGCUGCCAUGUGAAUGACCGUGAUGGCCUGACGGAUAUGACUCUUCUCCACUACUGCUGCAAAGCAGGAGCUCACGGAGUGGGUGAUCCUGAGGCAGCGCUCCGGCUGUCCAAUCAGCUGCUAGCUCAGGGAGCUGAUGUGAGUCUGCGCAGUCGUUGGACCAACAUGAAUGCCCUACAUUAUGCAGCUUACUUCGAUGUACCAGAACUGAUUCGUGUUUUGCUCAAAGGCUCCAAGCCUAAAGUGCUUAACUCCACCUGCAGUGACUUUUAUCAUGGCACAGCCCUGCACAUCGCCGCCUCCAACCUCUGUCUCGGUGCUGUCAAGUGUCUACUGGAGCACGGAGCCAAUCCUACUGUUAGAAAUGAUAAGGGUCAAGAGCCUGCUGAGGUUGUCCCUGACCCCAUGGACAUGAGUCUGGAUAAAGCUGAGGCUGCCAUGGUGGCUAAAGAGAUGAAACAGUUGCUGCUGGACGCAGUGCCUCUCAGCUGUAACCUGCCCCGUGCCACACUCCCAAACUAUGACAACAUCCCCGGCAACCUCAUGCUCUCCUCUCUGGGCCUCAAACUAGGGGACCGUGUGGUGCUGGAUGAAACAAAGACUGGCACCCUCCGUUUCUGUGGCACUACUGAGUUUGCUAGUGGGCAGUGGGUUGGUAUUGAGCUGGACGAGCCGGAGGGCAAGAAUGAUGGGAGUGUGGGUGGUAUCCGCUAUUUCAUUUGCCCCCCAAAACAAGGCAUCUUCGCCCCUGUGUCAAAAAUCAGCAAAGCUCUUGAGCAGACCCCCUCUUCAGUCACCUCAACCCCAAAAACCCCUCGCAUGGAUUUAUCUCGCAUAACCGGCAAGAUCAAAAAAGAAAAAAAAGAGAAAGAACGUGAAAAGACUCCAAGAAAGAAGUCUCUGUCCGGGGUCAGUUUGGAUCCCGAUGGAGUCAAUGUUGAGGUUGGGGAUCAGGUUUUGGUGGCGGGCCAAAAGCAAGGGAUCGUCCGAUUUUUUGGCAAGACAGACUUUGCACCCGGAUAUUGGUUUGGUGUGGAGUUGGAGCAUCCCACUGGAAAGCAUGAUGGCAGUGUGUUUGGAGUACGUUACUUCCACUGUUUGCCCAAAUAUGGGGUUUUUGCACCACCAUCCCGUGUUCAGAGAAUUGCAGGGCCCAAAGAUCCUCAGGGUGAUGGGACCCUACAAAAGAAAGUCCACCAGGUGACUAUGUCCCAGCCGAAGCGUAAUUUUAAUGCGAUGCGAUCUCCGAAAGACAUAACAUCUGAAAGUUCCAUAUCCAGCAGGUUGCUGUUCUGUUGCUGGUUUCCUUGGAUGCUCCGUGCAGAGAUGCAGACUUAAAUCCACUGGUUACAUCUUUAAUUAUAUCUCCCUCCUCUUUCUGUUCCUCCUCAAGAUAAAUUCUCACUCACUCUGUGUACUACCAAUAUUCAUAUGUGCUUCUCUUCGUGAACUACCCAGGCUGCUGUCCUGCCCCUUUGACAGCAAUCCAAUAGCAAAAAAAUAGUGCCUUGUCAAGUAACUAACGUCCUGCAUUCCGAUGAUUGAAUUAUAGAUGAACAAUCUUUUAUGAAAUCCAAAUCAUUCCUACUAAAAGCCAUUCAUAUCUCUCUUUCAGCUUAUACAGUCAUAAUACACAAACAAAAUAGGCUUGUAUGUCUAUUUUAAUUUAUAAAGGAGCUUUUUUGUUUUGUUUUUAAACAUGCUGCUGUAUUAUGCACCUUUACUGUCUUACUUUACAGUAUUUUAUUGUAUACAUACUGUGUUUUCUUACAUUUCAAAUGCCUUUAAAUGGACUAGUAGGUGACAUAUUAUUAUUAGUGAACAUCUGAAAACAUAAAAUAUUUCAAUGUACCUGUAGUCUGAAAAUAUUGAUGCGGCCAAUGUGAAAAAGAGGGUUUUUGCCAUUGGAGCCCAAUGCUUUCUUCAUCUACAGUGAAAAUGUAAGAGUAUAGCUUAAAAUAUAGAAUAUGUUGCAUGAAAUAAGCAGGCAUGGGCACGUUUUUAGGUCAUAAACUGCUCUGAAAUUAGGUGAGAUGCCUUGCUUUAGAUAUUAUAAGCUAAUAAAUCACAUUUCAUUAAAUUCAAAUCAACCACAAAACCAAAGUGCAAGCUUCAUGAUAUAGCAAAACUUAAAUAAUCUCUUACUUAAAAGUACAGUUCAAGAACAGCAUGAAUAAUGCAAGUCUUGAAAGGAGGCAUUCUUGACAUUUCAUAAAAAAACGAGGUGGCAAUUAAUGGAUUUGUCUAUUUUAUAAACCCAAAUAAAAUACGAAUCACAAUCAUGUUUCUCUAACCCCCCAAAAAACAAACGAAACCAAUUAUAGUUCAUCUAGUACAGUUUAUAUUUGAACAUAAAUUCUCAUCUAUCAUCUACAGUCUAAUGUAUAAAAGCUAAUAAGCCAGACUACCUAUUUCUUCUCUCUCCCUCCAUCAGAUUUACUUGGAUCAGUUUUGUAAAUGCUGUUCUUUAAAAUCCUGAUUGUGAAAACAAUAUGUGCUUAUGAUAUCGUCAUCAAGUGUGUGGGUAAUAAUAGCAGUAUUUACUCUGUGUCAAUAUCCUAUAUGAAUAUGGAUAGAAACUCUGUCUACUUUAUUACCACCUGGAAGUACAGCAUGAUUAAAAGUGUCUGUCCCUUACAAUAGGGGUACAAUAGGUAAUAUCACUAUUAUGAUCCCAGAGCAGGCAGAUUUUUUUUUUAAGGAGAGAAAAAAAACAACAACAGCUCGGCUUGUGCACUCUUCUUUCUUGUGAACACUUGGUCAUCUGUACUGAUUUACAAAAAAAGAGCAACUUGCAGAAUUGAAAAUGCACUGCUUGAGCAGGUCUGGACAGCUUUUGAUUUCUUCAGCCACCAUGCCAUUAUUUCAUUAAAGAACAACUGAAUCUGUAUGGUAGUUUUAGCUAUGUCAUUGUAAUGAGUAGUGAACCUUCUGAUGGAGUGCAAAGGUCAGCUCACAACAAACCUUAAACUGUGCAUUAUUAUUUUGUGACAUAGAGUACAGUAUAUUGCUUUAUGGUGACUUAAAGUUGUAGAAAUCAUCAAUAUGUCACUGUUAUUCACCUUCAUUUCACGACAAGUCACAUUCUGUUUUUUGAUGCCAAAAGGAGAGUUAAAGGAUGACUGUAAAUUGACAUAUGUUAGUAUCUUGCACUGAGUGGCUCACCCUCCACGCUUUCAGAGAGUUUCAGUGUGACCUUUAGCAUUGCCGGCAAAGCUUUCUGUUGUGUAAUUGGUAUAGUUCAUUUGUAAACAUUUGUUUAUUUGUCUGAGAAAAUAUAUAUUUUAAUAAUUUCACAAGGUACUUUUUUAACGUCCUUUGUUUUGUGUUUUCAUGUUAACUAUACUCUCUGUAAAUCAGAUUAAUGUGGAUCUUAUAAUGAAUUCAGUUUUGGAUUUGAUGGACAAUAUAACUGUACUGCAUGCUGUGUAUACAUCUGCAGGUUUCUUUUUCCUACAGUAUAUCAGCAUGAAAAAGCUAUUAAAGUGGAUAGAGUAAGUGAAACUCUAUCCUGAGUAUGGAUAUAUGACUAAUAAACAUUAGUGUUUUAUAGGCUACUUA
Carassius auratus (goldfish) is the source of this 3993-nucleotide messenger RNA. Its product is annotated as CAP-Gly domain-containing linker protein 3. The transcript is spliced from 14 exons. The record is from RefSeq and is a predicted model, not a curated record. NCBI's taxonomy places the organism in Eukaryota, Metazoa, Chordata, Actinopteri, Cypriniformes, Cyprinidae. The coding region runs from base 151 to 1770 and encodes 539 amino acids. Gene Ontology annotation, molecular function: microtubule plus-end binding. Gene Ontology annotation, cellular component: cell cortex; nucleus; microtubule plus-end. Gene Ontology annotation, biological process: cytoplasmic microtubule organization.